AUGGCCCGCAAUCAAGAAAAGGCUCAAUCCCUCCUGUACCGCUUUCGCGAAGCUCAAGCUGCCGAGCUGGGGAUUCGUACAGGCCCCAAAGCAGGACAAAAGCGCCCGAGGUUGGCAUCGAGUGUCAAGGACUUGAGAGAGUGCGAGAGAUGGCGUGGGGAUGUUUUGAGGGAGAUUGGGAGGAAGGUGGGCAAGAUUCAGGACUUCGGCCUGACAGACUACGAAGUCCGUGAUCUAAACGACGAGAUCAACAAGCUCUUGCGCGAGAAGCGUCACUGGGAAAACCAGCUCGUCGCACUCGGUGGCGCCAACUACAGACGCUCCGUCACCUCUCAGCUCGACGAUGCCGGUCGUGAGAUCCCGGGCACGCGCGGCUACAAGUACUUUGGAAGGGCAAAGGACCUGCCUGGUGUCAAGGAGUUGUUGGAGCGCAGU
Jaminaea rosea is the source of this 435-nucleotide messenger RNA. RefSeq names its product Isy1-like splicing factor. Gene Ontology annotation, cellular component: catalytic step 2 spliceosome; Prp19 complex; post-spliceosomal complex. Gene Ontology annotation, biological process: generation of catalytic spliceosome for second transesterification step; mRNA 3'-splice site recognition. The transcript is spliced from 2 exons. The annotation marks the transcript as partial. NCBI's taxonomy places the organism in Eukaryota, Fungi, Basidiomycota, Exobasidiomycetes, Microstromatales. The record is from RefSeq and is a predicted model, not a curated record.